ACAUGGCAACAUUUCACUUUUGUUCCACUUUUAUGAUAUGAAACUUUUACUUAAUAGUUUAUAAAAAAGCUAUUUAACAUCAUUUGGAGGCUGUAUGUUUAAACCCAGAAGACAGAUACUGUCUCACUGUUGAACAAUGCUCAUUUCCUGAAGUAAAUUUCAUAAUAGUUCAAAGCAGAAAUUACCUUCAAUAAAACUUGAUGCCUUAUUUUCCAGCUAUUUCAGUGCUUUCAUUGGUUCACAUUCCUUCUUUCAUUGCGAGGAUUUGUGGCUGAUAAUUCAAAGUUGAACAUUUCCAAAAUUCAUUACAAUUUUCUUUAAGUAACUUUCUGCCUUCCAUCUCAGUUUUAGAUUUUGUCCCUUUCCUCUGUCCUCACUUUAUCAAGAUACAACACCACAAUGUGGUCCUGGAGCUUCCCAUCAUGAAUAUUUACGUGUGACAGAAAAGAACACGCAAACUUACCGAUUAAAAAUAUAUUCUACACAAGUUAAUGCAUCUCCAAUGGCACUGUAGAGAGGAUAUGUUUUUAAGAUUAUGUGCAUCACUAAUAAAGAAAGCUUAUCCUUGGGAAGUGAAGCUUCUUGAACUGUUGCAGUCUAUUGUUAGAUAAGGAGUUUCAGGGCUGUGAUUCAGUGACAACAAGUAAAUAAUGUACAAAUCACAAAAUGGCGUGUGCUUUAAAGGUGGUAGAGGUCCUUCUCGGUAUUGGAAUAGAUGAGUUGGGAGGUGCUGUCAGAGAAAUUUUGACACAGUGCUUGUGUGCAUCCUGUGGAAAGUAUAUAAUACAAUCAUGGUGUGUAAGAAGUGGAAGAAAUGGAUGUUAACUGUGGAAGAUGGUUUGACUGAAUAGCAAACUGUUCAGUCAUGAAUGGGACUGAGCUUCAUAAACUUUGUUGCUGCUGCAGUCAUCCAGAUUAACACCACUAUUUUAAUAUGACCUACUGAUGAUGGAAGUAUGGAGAAUCAGAAGUUGAGCCACUGCUUGCAGAAUUAUCCAGCUUCUGUUCUACUCUGAUAGUUGUAGCUUUGAUGGUUCUGAGGCAUUUGUCAUGGAGGAGAUUGGUGAUGCUAAUAUCAAUGAACAGCAUGAGGAGGUGGGACAUGGUUGUUGGGAUGGAGCUUGUGGCUCAAACUUUUACAUGCCAAUUAUAACCCCAUGCCUGAACACCGUUCAGAUCUUGCUGCGUGCUGACAAUAAAGAUUGGACCAGGUCUUGGGAGACACCUCUUAGUAAACACAGAUAUCCAUGAUGAAAUUUACCUGUUUGCUUCACUCUCUGACGAAUUACAAUCAGAAUUGAAUGCUGUCCAUUAUUCAGCAACAUCCGUACUCCUGAUCCAAUUGUGAGGGGAAAGUCAAUAAUGAAGCAGUAGUACAUGGGCAGGAUUAGAAUACGGAGGCGAAGGUCACUGAUGAAGCCACUGGAAAUCUUUGAGUCCAGGAAACUCUCCUGAGGAACUCCUCUGCAUCAUUGCACUGGGUUUGAGAGGAUUGGGCUCCAAGUACUAUAGCCAUCUUCCUUUCAUACUGGAUAUGAUUCAGUCAAAGCCUUUAGAUAUGGCAAAUAAUCCAUCAUGGUAAACCAUCAUGCAAAAUCUGUUAAGUACUGCGAUAUAAGUUUUGGUGCAACAUGUUAUCCAAGAUGCAGAAGAGCCCAAAUGACUAAUCAUAUAGAUACGCUUAUUGUAAAGCAAAUCCAUUUAUCUAGAUGGACACUGGACAUGGUCUCUAUCACACAAUUCUAAAAAAAAUUGCAAGGAGCAGCAGCAACUACUUUAGUUGGCCUUUUUCAAUCUCAUGAAAGCCUUUGACUUCAUCAAUCAAAAGAGUGGAGCACAUUUCUCAAAUUUGGCUGCCCACAGAAGUUUGUCUCCAUUUUAUGUCUGCUCCAUGACAGCAUGCAGGCCACGAUACAAUGUUGGUGAACAUCGGCAUCAAACAAGACGUCAUUACCCCAACAGUUUUCUCAAUUUUUCUUGUUGCAUGCUGUACUUCAGUUCUAACAGACUUCCUGAGGUGGAGUAACCUUCAAAACUGACAGAAAACUGUCAAAAUAAUGGUGACUGCACACGAUAACAUGGUCACCUUAAUCUCAGUACACAGACAGCCCUUGCGUUUAUGCAUGCUUAGGGGCCUAACUCUAAGCCCUCAUCGACUUGUUCAAUGAAGCAUAAGAGAGCCUUGCAUUCUGCAUCCCCUAUUCAAAGGUUCUCUACCAACAAGCUUCUACUGCAAUGCACUUUUCUGACAAUAAAGAUUCAUGUUGUGGAUCAUAUCUUGGGAGCCAGUUCUCAGUGAAUGCAGAUAUUCAUGAUGAAAUUCACCUUUGUCUUCAACAUGCCAGCAGAGUUUUUGGUCAAUUGAGGGAAAGGGUACCUGGGGAUCAAGAUCAUGGAUCUGACACAAAACACACGGUCAACAGCGUAGGAAUGAUCCCUGCCCUCCCAUAUGAUUCUGAGACCUGAACUAGUUAGAGAAAGUACCUCAUGGCUCUGGAAAGAUGCAACCCAAGCUACCUCUGCAAAAUCCUUCACACUCAGUGAAAGGAUAAGGAAACCAAUCCCAGAAUGCCCUCCCAAGCCCACAUAUCUAGCAGUGACACCCUAGGUGCAUUGAGUUGGCUAGGUUAUGUUGUUUGCAUGUCCAACACCAAAUUUCUGAAACAAACAAGCCCUAUCACAGUUAAAAAUAUAUCAGGCAGUGCAAAAGAUUAAAACCUCCUGGAAGAAAUACAUCCAUGUUAACACUUGGUAAUUUCUGGUUCAUGACCAGUGUGGAGAAGGAGCACGUGGGGCGAUAUGGAGAACCGCAACUCCGUGCAUGGGAGCACACAGAAGCCCUGAGUCAGCAGCAGGUGGGGCACAACACCUCAAAAACCACCCACUCUCGGGUCAGUCACCUUCUGUCUGAUCUGUGGAAGAGUCUGUGGUUUCCACACCAGCCACCUCAGAAACCACAAAUCAAGAGUGAAAGUAAAUCAAGAGUGAAAGCAAAUCACCCUCGGAUCCCGAGGGACGGCCUGAGGAGAGGAAGCCCCAAGGAGUGAGCGGCGUCCUCUUGCUGCACUGAUGCCGUCCAGCGGCGUCAUCGGGUGACAGACACACAGGAAGCGGCGGCUACACCUGAGGGGGGGGGAAAGGGAGCUCGCCGAGUAGGCAGCGGCGGCAGAAGGAAGCAUCAUGCAGGAGGACAGUUCGCCGAAGCCCAGCAAGUCCGGUUUUAUUCUUCCAAUCAACCCCCUCUUGCAUGAAUUGCCUAGCUAUCAGACUUUGGUUAGAGGGUCUCACAGUGUUUCAGCCACAACCAGACGGAGAAGUAGUUACUUCAGGUCUUCACUGAAGAGAAGAGAUUCAUUGAGAGAUGAAGUUGAACAAACCAGCAGACCAUUGCGAGAAUUUCCCAUUAGUAUUCAAGAGAAGAAGAAAAUCAGAGAUAGACAAGAUUAUCAAACAUACACGCCCACAAGUCAGAGCAUUAUAUUUAAAAAAAUGAAAUGGAGACGGCUUGCUCAAGGAUUUAAGGAGCAUAUGUCUAGCCUUUAUCUUUGGAAAAAAGAUAUCCAUGAUAUAGAAGGCAAAUUUGGCACUGGAAUCCAGUCUUAUUUCUCCUUUCUCCGUUUUCUGGUUCUGUUGAAUUUUGUGAUUUUUCUGUUAAUGUUUACUUUUAUUAUCCUUCCAAUGAUUGUUUCAGUGUACGGAGUUGUUAACAUCACAAGCACCCAAGUUUCCUCUUCUGGCAUAGCUGAAGAAUGUACCGAGUAUGGAGACUCUAACCCAGGGCUUAUCUUCUUCUAUAGCCACAUGAUUAAUCUUCUCUCAGGAACAGGAUUCUUAGAGCAGACCUAUCUGUUUUAUGGAUUUUACCAAACAGAUGAGUUGCGUUCUGACUAUUUUCACUACAAUAUACCACUUGCAUAUUUCAUUACAACAUUUGCAUACAUCCUACUGAGUCUUUUCUGGGUAGUGAAAAGGGCAGUGGAAGGUUUCAAGCAAAGCUUUAUCAGAUCGGAAGACCGAUUUCAGAGUUUUUGUAAUAAGAUUUUUGCAGGUUGGGACUUUUGUAUCACAGAUGAACAUGCUGCAGAGUUGAAACAUAGCAGUCUUCAGUAUGAGCUGAAGACUGACUUGGAUGAAGAAAGAAUAAAGCAGAAGAUUGCAGAUAGGACUCAGAAGGAAAAAUGCCAGAUCUACCUCCUAAGAGCUCUCUUGAACUUGCUUGUUUUACUGAUACUGGCUGUUUGUUUUUACUGCAUUUAUAGAACCACUGUUUACUCGCAACAAUUCCAUUACACACAAAAUAAUGCUGGAAGCUUCACAUUCGAUCUCACAGUUCAAUACUUGCCCUCUAUUGUGAUCACUGCAGCUAACUUUAUCACUCCACUCCUAUUUGAACGUAUAAUCAGAUUUGAAGACUAUUCACCAGCCUUUGAGAUCAAAUUCAUGCUUCUCAGGUCCGUAUUUGUACGAUUGGCUAAUAUUAUUGUUCUCUUGGUGAGCUUAUGGUCACAAAUUACAACAUGCGAUGGUGGAGAAUGCAAGCCUUGUGGAUACAACCAUAAAUUGUACCCAUGCUGGGAAACCCGAAUAGGACAAGAAAUGUACAAGUUGAUGAUAUUUGACCUGAUUAUAAUUGCUGUUGUUACAUUGUUCGUGGAAUUUCCCAGAAAAUUACUUGUGACUUUUUGCCCUUUCCCACCUUUCACAUGGUGGGGGCAACAACAGUUUAGUGUUCCGCAAAAUGUGUUAGAAAUUGUAUAUGGUCAGACUAUCUGUUGGAUUGGAACAUUUUAUUCACCAUUGCUCCCUGGAAUAGCAACCAUCAAAUAUUUUGCUAUAUUUUACAUCAAAAAGGUUUCUUUGAUGAACAACUGUCGGCCUUCCACCAGACCUUUUCGAGCAUCAAGUUCUAACUUCUUCUUUUUAGCAGUUCUGUUAAUUGGGCUUCCGUUAGCCUGUGUUCCUAUACUCUUCAGUAUUGCAGUAAUUAGUUCAUCAAAAUCAUGUGGGCCAUUUGUUAAAUUCAACAGCACAUGGGAAAUUAUACCAACCACUAUUGACAGUUUUCCAGGGGGCCUUCAGAAUCUUCUAUAUGGAUUGGGAUCCGAAAUUUUUGCCGUGCCAUUCUUUAUUUUUGUAUGCCUCAUUCUGUUUUAUCUUGUUGCUCUGGCUGCAGCACACAAACGAGUUGUUGUUCAACUAAGAAAUCAACUAGCUAUGCAAGGUCGUGACAAGCAGUAUCUGAUCAGAAAACUGACAAGAGAAUCAUUCAUUGCAAAGAAGAAACUUGCCAUGUCUAAUGCUGAGAAACAAUGAAACAAGAUUUUUUAAUACAUAUUUCAGGAGCUCAUAGGUGAACAGAAGACUGCUGUGUCGCAUGAUAACUAACAUUUUAGGAAAUGUGUUCUGUAAUUCACGAUCUUCCUGAAAACCUUUCCUGAAUAUUUUGUUACUGAUGAAGGUUAGUUAUCACUAUUCUUCAUAAACGUUCUUUGGGGUUUUAUUUUCCUGAUACUUACUAAAAUGUUACCAUUGCCAUGUUAAAAUCAAUAUUGCAAACUGUAUUUGCUGAAAGCUUCUAUGGGCAACCGUUUGCAUUUGUUUACUGUAAACCACUUGUACUAACUUUUAAAAUAUAGCAUUUGUUUACUAUUUCUUUCCCUCUCUGUACAUCCUUUAGAUGGUUUAAGUACACUAUUAGCAAAUAGCAUUAUUUAUUUGCAUGUAUUUUCAUUAACUAUUUAAUACUGUGAAGCAAGCAGUACCCAUAAUGUGUACCACUCAGAUAUUGUAUGCACUACAAACUACUACCCAUUCACUGUGCAUAACCUUGUUUUUUUUUUAAAAUAUGUCCUAACGACUGAUUGGUAAGGAAAAGGAGACAAUUAUUUGAUUUCAGAGUUUUACAAUGUACACAAUUCUUGUUUGUGAAAUUUAUUUUGAUACUGAUACAUACGGAAUAGCUUUACUCAGUAACAAAAUAUACAUUAUAUACAGUGAAUACCUUUUCUGCAGUGAUGGAUAUGAAAGCUGGCCAAAGCAUGUGGAUUUUCUAAAAUUCCACCUCCACAUUCUAAGUAUUGUUUUAAAAAAAACUCUUCAAAUAUUGGCAUUGCCAAUGGCUUCCAUUAUAAACUGAUUUGCAUCUCCCAGAAACAUAUCAAAUACAUCCGUCCCUUUAUCAAAUUACCAAUAUUCAUUUGCUGUUUAAAUAAGUUAGUGGGGAAGAUAUCAUUUGGGUUAACUGUUCUGUCUUAAACUUAUGUGAUUGGAUAGCUUCUCUCAAAUAGCCUUAGAUUUCUGAGAGUCCAUAAAUUUCCAUGGUGGUUUACCCAAUCAUCUGCCAGAGCUUAACACAUAUUUACCAUGUUCUUCAAAUGUUUUCAGAGGUCUUUGGUUGAGGUUACUUUUGUUAAGAACAUGUCUAUAAAACACAAUGAUAUCAAUGUAAUUACUAAAUGUACAUUUAUAUGCCUAUCUUUGAAUUUUUUAACAAUUUUGAUGGCAACCUGCACUUCCUGCAGAUGCUCUAACAUAUUUCCUUCUGUUGGUUAAUAACUUCUAUUAUUAAGUAAUUUUGUUCUUCAUCUCUGAGAUCUGAUAGUAAAAUAUUGGGAUGGAUCUUGCUGGAAAGAUAUUGCUUGUUAACAACAACCACCAGUAUUAAUAUGUAAUUUGACCAACAAGUUAAGGGUUGCCUAGUGAUUUACAAAUCUUGAGAACUUAAUGGUUAAUUUGCAUCACUCUACCAUUUACUUUGAACAUUUGGCACCUCACUCUUACUUUCCCCUUUAUGUAUUAAACUUGCCAUGGGGUGUUACGUCUGACAGUAAUUGUAAUGCAGUGCCAAUAACUCUUUGUAAUUCAUAAACACAUCAGAUUUAAGUCGUCAUGUUAUUCCUUAAUGUGGUAAACUGACAAUAGGCAUGUUAUAAGACUUCUUUUUAAAAAAGAGUCUUUGUCUUGAAAUUGGAUUGUGCACCAUUAGGAAAAUCAAAAGUAGUUGAAAAAUCAGGGACUUCACGUGAGUUGUGCAAAGUCUGCUAUUUCCCUUCUGGGUUAGAAUGUUGUUCUCACCAUUCCCAAAGCCUACGUCCCAUUGUAUUCACCAUGCCAAUAUAAGCUCAUGCUUUUAUCAAGUUAUGGGGCAAAAAUGCAGGAGUCUUACUCGUUGGCAUAUGCUGCAAGAUGCCUCAAUCUGAUUAAAAAUCAGCAUUUUAAAAACUCUGUUACAUCAGACUUUGAAAUAAAGCUAAUGAAAAAUUAAGAGGGUAAAAGAAAACAUAUGUUAAUGUAAUAUUGUGGAGCAGAACAAUUAGCAUAGUUCCUGAGCAAGCAACUUAAAUUUACUUAAAUUGAAAGUGAUGCAAGUCAACAUUCACUUAACAGAAAUUAUACCUUAAAAGGUACAAUUGCUGUUAAGUUGCCUUGAAAGAACAUAGUACUGGCAUAAUUAUACUGUUAUCAAAACAUGUAUAACAAUUAUGAUCACCAUAUUUAAUGAUAAAUAUCUGAUUAUUUUGAUGUGACUCAGGGAAUAUUAUAUAUAAAUUGAGGCUGUAUUGCAAAUCUGCAUUCAAUGUGUUGCAAUUACACUAUCCACAGAGGAUUAAAAUUAGACUACAGCUCCCUAUAGUCAUCUGAGGUAUUUUAGCAGAAAACCUUUAACAGUUGUCCGGCUGUACCAUCGGCCAGAUUAGGUGUGUUGUGUGCGAACAAAUUGCAAUAAGAAAGAGCUGGAUAACUUAGCUCAGAUUUGAGCUUUUUUUUUAACCACUACAUUUUUUUACUAAAUCUGGAGCAAAUAUUUUAGUUAAUGCAUAUUUCUGUGAUAAAGAUGAAAGUAUUAUAUACAUGUUUCUUUGUAAGUCUUGUAGUUUAUUUUUAAUGAAACUUUAUUAUGUAUUGAAUAUAUUAUUUACCUACAAUAUUAGAUUUUCUCCAGAAAACUAACUAGUUGUGUUUUCCUUAAUAAACUAUCAUUCUUAUUUUU
Pristis pectinata (smalltooth sawfish) is the source of this 7990-nucleotide messenger RNA. Its product is annotated as transmembrane channel-like protein 7. Gene Ontology annotation, molecular function: mechanosensitive monoatomic ion channel activity. The record is from RefSeq and is a predicted model, not a curated record. The coding region runs from base 3181 to 5313 and encodes 710 amino acids. NCBI's taxonomy places the organism in Eukaryota, Metazoa, Chordata, Chondrichthyes, Rhinopristiformes, Pristidae. The transcript is spliced from 16 exons. Gene Ontology annotation, cellular component: plasma membrane.